GAAGAAGAGCUGGAGGAAGAAGAGAGAAUUGCUCUGCUGAUUCGAAAAUGUCGCAGCAUGAGGGUCCUCCGCCAAAUCCACGCGCGCUUGCUCACUCAUGCGAUGCCCAUCUCCUCCGUUUCCUUUGGUCUCUGCAAGAUCAUUGGCUUCUGCGCUCUUUCCCCCUACGGCGACAUCGACUACGCUCGGAAGCUCUUCUCUCAAAUCCAAAGCCCAAACAUAUUUUCUUGGAAUUCCAUGAUAAGGGGUUGUUCACAAUCUCAAACCCCAUCUAAGGAGCCCGUUAUUCUUUUCAGAAAAAUGGUCAGAAGAGGGUACCCCAAUCCAAACACCUUCACGAUGGCCUUUGUUCUCAAGGCGUGUUCGAUCGUAUCUGCCUUGGAGGAAGGCCAACAGGUCCACGCCAAUGUUCUGAAAUCCGGGUUUGGUUCUAGUCCCUUUGUUGAAACUGCAUUGGUGAAUUUCUAUGCGAAAUGCGAAGACAUUGUGCUUGCAAGUAAGGUGUUUGAUGAAAUUACUGACAGAAACUUGGUUGCUUGGAGCACCAUGAUUAGUGGGUACGCGAGAAUUGGGUUGGUUAAUGAAGCAUUGGGUUUGUUUAGAGAUAUGCAAAAGGCGGGCGUCGUGCCUGAUGAGGUUACUAUGGUCAGUGUGAUUUCUGCUUGCGCUGCUUCCGGGGCUCUGGAUACUGGUAAAUGGAUGCACGCGUAUAUCAAUAAGCAGCUCAUUGAAACAGAUCUUGAGCUUAGUACUGCACUGGUUAACAUGUAUGCAAAAUGUGGGUGUAUAGAAAGAGCUAAGGAGGUUUUUGAUGCAAUGCCAGUGAAAGAUACUAAAGCUUGGAGCUCAAUGAUUGUUGGGUUGGCAAUUAAUGGGCUUGCAGAAGAUGCUUUGGAGGAAUUUUUUCGGAUGGAAGAAGCCAAGGUGAAGCCAAACCAUGUAACUUUCAUUGGCGUUCUAUCUGCAUGUGCCCAUAGUGGGUUAGUCUCUGAGGGUUGGAGAUAUUGGUCAAGCAUGCUGGAAUUUGGAAUUGUACCAUCAAUGGAGCUUUAUGGUUGUAUGGUUGAUCUACUCUGUCGAGCCAGCCUUGUUGAAGAUGCCUGCACUCUUGUAGAAACCAUGCCCAUCUCACCAAAUCCCGUAAUUUGGCGAACUUUACUGGUGGGCUGCAAGAAGAGUAAGAAUUUGGAUAAAAGCGAAAUUGUUGCUCAGCGGCUUCUUGAGUUAGAACCACAUAAUGCAGAGAACUACAUCCUCCUCUCAAAUUUGUAUGCAUCAAUGUCCCAAUGGGAGAAGAUGAGCCAGGUGAGAAAGAAGAUGAAGGGCAUGGGAAUCAAAGCAGUGCCUGGGUGCAGCUCCAUUGAAGUGGAUGGUUUGGUGCAUGAGUUCGUGAUGGGUGACUGGUCUCACCCCGAGGCAAUGGAGGUCAGAGAAAUCUUGAGGGAUAUUUCCAAGCGGGUCCAUGCUGUUGGGCACCAACCAGGGAUUUCUGAUGUGCUGCACAACGUGGUUGAUGAAGAGAAAGAGAAUGCUCUUUGUGAGCACAGUGAGAGGUUGGCCAUUGCUUAUGGGCUAUUGAAGACUAAAAGACCAAUGGCAAUAAGGAUUGUAAAGAAUCUAAGAGUUUGUGGGGACUGCCAUGAAGUGACAAAGAUUAUCAGCGCAGAGUACAGGCGUGAGAUUAUUGUCAGGGACCGGGUUAGAUUCCAUAAGUUUGUCAAUGGCUCAUGUUCAUGUCGGGAUUUCUGGUGAAUUGUUCUUGUGAAUCACCCCUGCAUGUGAUAGAAACUCAAACACACAAAACCGCACCGAGACCAAUCAUUUAAGCUCAAUAGUCAAGACAAGGUUCUCAAAUGGCAGUGGUAUAUGUCACAGCAUCCACAUCUAAAAGGAAGACUUUUGAGUGGAGGAAAAGCGGGAAAUUAGGCGAGACAAGGCACACGUGCGUUGAAGGUACCAAGUGCCACCGCCCCUAGUGAGGAUAAUGAGAGGCAUAGACAAUUGAGAAGGACAGAUCGAUCUUCUCCGAACUGUAAGCGUGGAAUUCUGAUGCCAGCCUUGGCGGCCAAUUCGGAUGUCACAUUACUCAAUAUUGACUAUUUAUUUCUCAAUUUUUUCCAACUGUGUUAACUUUAAAUUGAUUAGACUAAGCACCGACCAAGGUGACUAGACUGCUCCCGAGCUAGCCAGUUAGUAUUGUUGCCUUUUAAGCUUCAUAAAAGGGUACUCAAAGUUUGCCAUGCCAUUGAUUGAUAUUUUAAAGUGAUGUGAAAUUUACACCG
Molecule: messenger RNA, 2282 nt
Organism: Vitis riparia (riverbank grape)
Lineage: Eukaryota; Viridiplantae; Streptophyta; Magnoliopsida; Vitales; Vitaceae
Product: pentatricopeptide repeat-containing protein At4g21065-like
Exons: 2
Biological process (GO): RNA modification
Molecular function (GO): RNA binding; protein binding; zinc ion binding
Source: RefSeq, a predicted model, not a curated record